AUGUGUGGGGACAAAAGGGGGCGCCCGGGGUGCGAGGCGCCCCCUUCUUGCGCUGGUUGUGGAUCGGGAAUCUCAGACAGAUACUACCUGUUGGCUGUGGACCGGCAGUGGCACGCCCGCUGUCUCACCUGUUGCCAGUGCAAAGUGCCACUCGACUCGGAACUCACUUGCUUCGCCAGAGAGGGACACAUUUACUGCAAGGAGGAUUACUACAGGCUCUUUUCGGUGAAGCAAUGCACGCGCUGCCACCUGAGCAUCAGUCCGAGCGAGCUGGUGAUGCGGGCGCGCGAACACGUCUACCACCUGCACUGCUUCACGUGCGCCGCCUGCAACAAGCCCCUGACCAAGGGCGAGUACUUUGGACUGCGAGAGGACGUCACCUACUGCAGGGUGCACUACGAAAUGCUGCAGCAAUACGAGCGACCCUACCUCAAAGAGGAGGAAGAGGACCUCGACGAAGACAAGGACGACCAGGACGUCAGUGGGACGUCCGUGGGCAGCCAGUCGACUCUGCAUCUUCCAGAUAUUCCGGCGUUCCCUCAGCAAAGGCCUGGUAGCAGUGGACCCGUCAUGCCGAAGACCCCCGGACAGAAGGGACGACCCAGGAAACAGAAGAGUUUCUUGUCGGCCUCACUUUUGCUGCCGCAUAGGGGUCUUCCAAGCGACGACCACUGUUCGCUGUCGGGCGACCCCCGGAACAGCCCUUUGCAGCAGCACGGUUCGAACAACAGCCUGGGCGGUGUGUGCAGCGACAGCAGCACCUCGAGUGAGCACCAUCUGACGCGGCCGAAGCGCAUGCGCACCUCCUUCAAGCACCACCAGCUGAGAGCCAUGAAGUCCUACUUCGCCAUCAACCACAAUCCAGAUGCCAAAGACCUCAAGCAGCUCUCGCAGAAGACCGGACUCUCCAAAAGGGUGCUCCAGGUAUGGUUUCAAAACGCCCGCGCUAAGUGGCGCCGCAAUCUCCUCCGGCAGCAGAGUCAAGGCCCCGAAAUUGCGCAAGACUGCAAACCACUCUCUGAGCUAGCGUCCCAGCCUCAGUUCUGUGAUCCUUUCCGUCUGGGCUCCUCCGCCCUGCUGGACGUACAGCCCACACCCAUCACCCAAGAAGAACAGAAUAUUCAGACUUUCACCAACCUUCUCUAA
Uloborus diversus is the source of this 1146-nucleotide messenger RNA. Its product is annotated as LIM/homeobox protein Lhx9-like. Gene Ontology annotation, molecular function: RNA polymerase II transcription regulatory region sequence-specific DNA binding; DNA-binding transcription factor activity, RNA polymerase II-specific. The record is from RefSeq and is a predicted model, not a curated record. Gene Ontology annotation, cellular component: nucleus. Gene Ontology annotation, biological process: regulation of transcription by RNA polymerase II; neuron differentiation. Lineage: Eukaryota; Metazoa; Arthropoda; Arachnida; Araneae; Uloboridae. The coding region runs from base 1 to 1146 and encodes 381 amino acids. The transcript has 4 exons.